UAUAUAACAUGUUAUGCACUAAUAAACAACCAAGAUCAAUUCUCAAUCAUAGGAUAUGAAUUUUACUUUAAUUUAAUAAUAAUACCAUAUUGCUAGCUAAUGCAAGCAAAAGGACUUAUAUUCAUCCAAUAAGCAUACAUACAUAAAUAGUAGCCAUUUUUUGUUACAUAAAUAAACAUUGUAAAAAAAUGACAACUAUAGGUGUUUUCACAUUUCGACCAUUGUUCUAUAUACCCUUAAUUAAAUUCCAACCAUCAAUAACAAUUACCGAACUUCCCUCUCAUCCAAACCUCUCUUUCUUCUUCCUUCUCCAUAGUUCAAAUUCUUCCUUGAACCUCAAAAAAACUUAGGCACCUGAAAAAGAAAUGUCAAAGGCGGUGGUUUAUUCAAUAAUAGCCACCGCCACAUUAUUCUUCUUCAUAGUUCUUUCUCUAUGGAACCUUGAAGAAUCAAAAGGUAGCCUCAAUAGAAGGUUCGGUUACAAAAUAUUAGAAAGAGCCCCAAUUUUUGACCCUCUUGUGACAAAAAUUGAAAGAGAGAGACAACAAAAAAUUGAUGAUGAAAAAAAUAAUAUUAAUAAUGUUGUUCCUCGUACAAGUUUGGGAAGUACCACAUCGGUUAGUGAAGUUGCGGAGACAUAUCUAUAUUUAACAUCGGGUGGAAAAUUGAAUACAACUUUGAGGAUAAUCAUUUUGUUCCCUUUGUUGGAUAGAGAACCAAAAGAUGGGUUUGUUGCUUUCAAUGAGUUGGGAAGUUGGAUUAAUCAAAGGGCUUUGGAAAGAUUGGAUUAUGUGACACAUGCUGAAUUGGAAUCCAAGGAUAAGAAUGGUGAUUUGUCUAUUUCUUUAAGGGAGUAUCUACCAUACUUAUCUGAAAAAGAUAUAGAGAAAAAGGAAAUGGGGCAUGGAGAAGCAGGGUGGUGGAUAGAAAGAUUUGACAUUGCUGACUCUGAUCACAGUGGACUUCUUAACUUCACCGAGCUUAAAGAUUUUUUGCACCCAGAAGACAGCCAAAAUAAAGAAAUGUUGAAAUGGAUGGUCAGAGAUAGAAUUAAGCGUAUGGAUGAUCAUGAAACUGAUGGAAAAUUAAAUUUUAAUGAAUUUGAAGAUCAUUUGUAUAGUACAUAUGAAAGUUAUGUGGACUUUGAAACCAGUGGAGGGGAUGUACCUAGUGCAAAGGAUAAAUUUGCUGAUCUUGAUGUCAAUAAGGACCAAUUAUUGUCACCAGAAGAAUUACUACCUAUACUUCCUUACCUCUACCCUGGAGAAAUAGCUUAUGCUAAAUAUUACACAUGCUAUUUGAUGAAUGAGGGUGAUGAUAAUGAAGAUAAAAAGUUGUCCUUGGAGGAGAUGUUGAACCAUGAAUUUAUUUUCUAUAACACAGUUCAUGCAGAUGGUCAUGUGGAAAGUGAUGAUGAUCAUGAUGAGCUAUGAUAGCAUUAAUGUUUGACAUUAUAUAAAGAUAUAUAAAUGAAGUAGAAUAGUUUUUCCUCA
Molecule: messenger RNA, 1493 nt
Organism: Cicer arietinum (chickpea)
Lineage: Eukaryota; Viridiplantae; Streptophyta; Magnoliopsida; Fabales; Fabaceae
Cellular component (GO): endoplasmic reticulum
Molecular function (GO): calcium ion binding
Source: RefSeq, a predicted model, not a curated record